Mesoplodon densirostris (Blainville's beaked whale) is the source of this 1119-nucleotide messenger RNA. Its product is annotated as protein tyrosine phosphatase type IVA 1-like. The transcript has 2 exons. Gene Ontology annotation, biological process: protein dephosphorylation. Lineage: Eukaryota; Metazoa; Chordata; Mammalia; Artiodactyla; Ziphiidae. Gene Ontology annotation, molecular function: protein tyrosine/serine/threonine phosphatase activity. The record is from RefSeq and is a predicted model, not a curated record. The coding region runs from base 16 to 537 and encodes 173 amino acids. Gene Ontology annotation, cellular component: nucleus.
UUUAACUAAAUUAACAUGGCUCGAAUGAACCGCCCAGCUCCUGUGGAAAUCACUUACAAGAACAUGAGAUUUCUUAUUACACACAAUCCAACUAAUGCGACCUUAAACAAAUUUAUAGAGGAACUUAAGAAGUACGGAGUUACCACAGUAGUAAGAGUAUGUGAAGCAACGUACGACACUAGUCUUGUGGAGAAAGAAGGCAUCCAUGUUCUCGAUUGGCCUUUUGAUGAUUGUGCACCACCAUCUAACCAGAUUGUUGAUGAUUGGUUAAGUCUUGUGAAAAUUAAGUUUCGUGAAGACCCUGGUUGUUGUAUUGCCGUUCAUUGUGUUGCAGGCCUUGGGAGAGCUCCAGUGCUUGUCGCCCUAGCAUUAAUUGAAGGUGGAAUGAAAUAUGAAGAUGCAGUACAGUUCAUCAGACAAAAGCGGCGAGCAGCUUUUAACAGCAAGCAACUUUUGUAUUUGGAGAAGUAUCGUCCUAAAAUGCGGCUGCGCUUCAAAGACUCUAAUGGUCAUAGAAACAACUGUUGCAUUCAGUAAAACUGGGGUGCCUGAUGCCAUUGCUUGGAAGUGGAACCUAGACAGGACAGGAUUUGUUGUACAUGUUAGCCAGCAUGUUGGCUUGGUGAAGUCUGAUGAAGCUUCCAUAGGAGUGUUGAAAUGCAGUUUUACCAGGCCAUAAGGCUGGCAGAAUUGCACCCUCUAUGUUUGGGUUAAGAUUAACCUACUUGGACACUUAGCAAAGGAUUCUUGCUGUUCAGCAUUUAAAAUGUGCUUAUCGUUUGUACCAAUUGACUUUUCCUGAAAUCAUGCAGUAUGGAGUCAUUCAUGUCUUUAAAUCUGUUUCCAUGCCAGAUUCUUAUCAGUAUAUAAGAAAUUUAGAAAGACUAGGUGCCAAAAUACCCAGCACAAUUCUUGUUGUUUUUAGUAUCAUGUCGAACUAAAAUCCCAGGAACUAUGAAAACUCUGGACCUUAUGUGUUUUAUUCUUUCCAUCAUUUCAAACAUAGAAAGUAGGGCCUAUAAGGUUAUUUGCUCACAGUAUGUUUACAUCUUCCACAGUCAUACCAGUAUACAUCCGAUUUGCUCGUUUGCUUUUUUUUAAUUAACCAAGUCUUACCAG